Puntigrus tetrazona (Sumatra barb) is the source of this 1115-nucleotide messenger RNA. RefSeq names its product eukaryotic translation initiation factor 4E binding protein 3, like (gene eif4ebp3l). The transcript has 3 exons. Gene Ontology annotation, biological process: negative regulation of translational initiation. The coding region runs from base 249 to 587 and encodes 112 amino acids. Gene Ontology annotation, molecular function: eukaryotic initiation factor 4E binding. Lineage: Eukaryota; Metazoa; Chordata; Actinopteri; Cypriniformes; Cyprinidae. The record is from RefSeq and is a predicted model, not a curated record. Gene Ontology annotation, cellular component: cytoplasm.
AGCCCUCACCCAGCCCUCGGCUCCACCAGCGCGGACAGACGGCCUCUCUUCAGAGAGCAUCACGACACCGGCGCGGUCUGCGGCACGCUAAAAAUACCUUUGCCGUGUUGAAUGUUGAAACUUUUGUCGGGCCGAGUUUCAUCUAAACCCAACGCUUCGUACAGACGAGCGCCGGAUAGAGGCAGCCCUCCAGAGCCCCCGCACACCGUCGUCUUCAGUGGCACAGUUUUGAGCGCAUUUCGGCCGCUAUGUCCGCCAACACGCAGCAGAGCAAGAGCUGCCCCAUUCCCACGCGCGUCCUGCACCUCAAAGACUGGUCCCAGCUCCCAGACUGCUACAGUCAGACCCCUGGAGGGACGCUCUUCUCCACCACGCCGGGGGGAACCCGGAUCAUUUAUGACAGAAAGUUCCUCCUGGACUGCAGGAACUCUCCCAUUGCCCGGACCCCACCCUGUUGUUUGCCCCAGAUUCCUGGGGUGACCAUUCCUUCACACCAUCCAAUGUCCAAACUGCAGGAGCUCAAAGAGGAGUUGGAGGAGGAGAAGGAUCUGACAGCUGAUGACAACCAGUUUGAAAUGGACAUUUGAUUCUACCUCCUGUGGAGAAUACUCUAUUAUAUCUGUCAGGAUGUUGCUGCUUAAUCCACGAUCAGCGGACAUUACAUAUUCAUCAGAUUACGGGGCUUUUUAAUGAGCUAAACACCCAAAGGGUGUCUUUUAUUCUUUUGUUUAAAAGUAUUUGUUAGGUGUUUACCAGAAAGACAAAAAACAUGAUUCUUUGACACAUGACAGUGUUUUAAAGUUCUUUAUUGUACAUAUGGUACUUUCUACUUUUUUUUUUUUUUUUUUUUUUUAAGAAAAUUUAAGCAUUGUGCGGGAGCCAUGGCAAAAUCUCUAAUUUCUGAACUUUAUAUCUCCACAAACAUUGUUGAAUGGUAAAGACCUACUAUAUGCCAAAUGAAUCUGUCGCAUAAGUUUGGUGUUUCACCUGAAAAAAAGCACAUCAGAACAUAAAUGUACACCAUUGUGUGCCCUCAGGGUUUUCCUGGUGUUUCAUUUGCCUGGAUUUCCUCAGGUUUUAUUAUUUGAUGAAAUAAAAUAUGAAAAAAUUGUCAA